Glycine soja is the source of this 633-nucleotide messenger RNA. RefSeq lists its product as uncharacterized. The coding region runs from base 114 to 380 and encodes 88 amino acids. The transcript has a single exon. The record is from RefSeq and is a predicted model, not a curated record. NCBI's taxonomy places the organism in Eukaryota, Viridiplantae, Streptophyta, Magnoliopsida, Fabales, Fabaceae.
CACUCACUUGUAGUCAUAGUAGCAACUUCAACUACUGAUAUCAUAUCACAAAACAGUGAAGGAUUAUUAGGGAAGUUUUAUUAGUUUGAAACCGCACCAAUUUAUUAUAUAACAUGUGUCGUGGAACUUUUGUGGUUGCAACCACUGUUGGAGUGGUGGAGGCGUUGAAGGAUCAAGGGUAUUGCAAAAUGAACAACACAAUGAUGAAGUCGGUGGCUCAACAAGCCAAGAGCCACUUAGGGUCAGCAACUCGGGCCAAGAAGCUGGCUUCUCCUUCUCCUUCUUCUUCUUCAGCAACUUCAAAUAAUGAGAAGAGAAGGAUGGCAGAGGAGUCUCUCAGAACAGUUAUGUAUUUGAGCACCUGGGGUCCCAAUUCUUAGAGUUAGAAAACAUUAGAUUAAUGAUAAAUAUUAGUAUAAUUCAGCAAGGCACAAAAAUAUGAUGCCAGUGAUGAUCAGCUCAGCCACGUAAUUCUAUAAAACUGGAGAGUGCUCAUAACAUAUAGCACUGUUGAUGGAUUGAUUGUGCAAGGUUUUGAUCCUUAUUGAUUGUUGGUGGGUUUGUAUGUGACUGUAAAUUGCCAUAUCAUAUCAAUAAAAAGUUACGUGCUUUUGCACGGAAAUUCGUGUGAUU